Messenger RNA from Solenopsis invicta (red fire ant), 10826 nucleotides. RefSeq names its product sodium channel protein 60E (gene NaCP60E). The record is from RefSeq and is a predicted model, not a curated record. Gene Ontology annotation, molecular function: voltage-gated sodium channel activity. Gene Ontology annotation, biological process: neuronal action potential; sodium ion transmembrane transport; membrane depolarization during action potential. The coding region runs from base 2366 to 9739 and encodes 2457 amino acids. Gene Ontology annotation, cellular component: plasma membrane; voltage-gated sodium channel complex. The transcript has 21 exons. NCBI's taxonomy places the organism in Eukaryota, Metazoa, Arthropoda, Insecta, Hymenoptera, Formicidae.
ACCUGCAUCAGCAGCAACGACCACUACACCGUCGCCGUUUUCGCGAGCGUGCCUCGCCGCCCGCUUCGUUCUCUCUCGCGUGUGUACGUGCCUCGAGAAGCCGCGAUUGCGUGUGUACGUACGUACGUCGAUGAAGAUUCCGUGCGGCCGGCAGCGUUCUCCGGCUCGGGGUGGUUCGAUACGCGCGCGCGCGCACGAACGCCCACCGCUGCUGCCGGUUUAACGCUGGUAUAAAUGGGGUUCGGUGCCGAUAGUGGUGGACAGUUCCGCCACAGCUCUCGGAAGAGACGCCCGUGAUUUUGCACCCCCGCUCGAGCAGAAUUUACCGGACUAUACGACAAGGGUGCACCACGGCCUUAUCUCUCUUUCUUUCUCUUUCUUUUCUUAUAUUUCUAUUCUUCUGCUUUUUUUCCCUCCUCGCUCGAUCCCCCCUUCCCCCUUCUCUCUCUCUCUCCCUCUCCAACUCCCUCGCAAAUCUUUUUUCUCUUCGCCGCGGUCUCUGUCCUCCCUUUCUCGCUUCCGGCUUUUCUUUUCCCUCCGUACCCUCGCCCGGCCGUUACCGCCGUUCGCGUCGCGAUGACCGGAUUGUAACCUCGUCAGAUGACUGACGAAUGACGAGUGAGUGCCGCCGGCCGUGAGGGAUACCGCAGAGUCGACCCGCGUUGAUCUCGCCGCGUCGAUCCCGAUGCCCCGUGAUAGUGAUGAUAAUGGUACGUUGAUACGAGCCGACCAUGCUGCCCCGCGAGAGUGCGAUUGUAUUAUGUGGGCGGACGCGUAUUCCCACCUAUCCUUAUCCCCGCCGGUGCAUACCUUGACGAACGGCUAAUCGCGCAUCCCGGCCGCUUAGUCACCGACGGUUCGUUCUCGGGAUCCUCUUCUCUCUUCUCUCUUCCCGUCGGGAUUCGAAACGCGAACGAACGUCGCGAGGAUCGGGGUGACUGACCGGCAGGCAACGACGACGACGACGACGACGACGACUACUACUACUACGACGACGACGCUUCGUGUGUUUUCGACGUGCACCUAUUCAAAUUUCACGAAAGAAGCGGCGAGUUCGUAAAAAGACUAGAAGCAAGGAACGAACGCGCAUUUCCGCGCUUCCGAAUGGUUGAUCGAGUCGAUCGAACGAGAAGCGCGAUCGACUCGCAGGACACGCGCUCGUGUUCCCGCACGACGCGUUACGAUACAUUGUAUGUAUGUAAUACGAUUUACAUGACGGCUUACGUGCCACAGUGACGUAGUUGAUGAUCGAUGACGGCGCGAGUGGCGUGGGCUCACGUGGUCGACUUUCACUCGCUACCGCUCACGCAUAUACUUAUCAUUAAAUUCACCCGGACUGUCGACGAAACGGCACGGAGUUCCAACGGCUGGUAGACGCGGUCGGUCGGUCGAUCGCUUAUAGCAGGUAGUACCAUGACACUCGCGGCAGCUGCCGACAUUCAAAGUGAGCUAUGUGCAGGCACGGACUCCUUGACCUCUUAAAGUCGCGACACGACACAGGGAAUAUACCAUCCCAGUAUGUGUAAACCGCUCUUGACAACGUGGCGAGGAUAGACGAGCGAGCGAUGGUAUAACUCAAGAGGCUCUGGCGAUCGAACUUUUUAUGAUAACGUCGUUCGGCUCGGCUACGAAAAGCGUCGUCGAAUCGUACCUCGCACGACGUUGCUAGUCGUUAAGACGCAACGACGCGCGUAGUUGUUUCCGACAAGCGGGAUCGGUUGGGAACUUCAAAGGCAAGUUGCGAGCAGCUGAGCAGCCUCCGUCGCUAUCCAUCACGCGCGAACGCUCUUCGGCAGUUGAUCGUCGAUCAUUUAAGUGUAACGGAUGUUGUCUACUUAUCUGUAAUCUCAGCGAGUAAUACACCUCGGGAUAUCGGAAGAGUCAACCAUCGCGCGCAGUGCGGGAUUUUGCAAUUCGACGUAUGAACCUACGCGAGGUCUCUACCUUUCGUAUCGUUGUGAACUUCCAGCCUCGACUCGCUCGGUUCUACACGUCUCAGAGCGAAGCACGAUUUCACGAAUAAAGAUGCUUUUCAUUACAGAUUGACGAAAGUGACCGUGAAGUACAAUUUGAAAAAAAAAAGAAAAAAAUUGCGGCAGAAUAAGUCGAGCCAGCAACGUUCCGAAAUAGCGCAGAUGCAAUCGCGGUGAUCGAAGCGCCGUACAAAUCGACGAGAUAGCAAAAGAAAAAUCGGCAGCGUGAUCCCUAAACGCUUGGAAAAUCCAGCUGGUCGUUCGAUCGGUGACAGCGUGCAGCGAGUAUCGAUCGGCAACCGAGCAGAUCGAGCACCGAGGCGAUCCGGCUCGUAGCAUGAGGCUGACGAAAAUAGUACAGGAUCGAAAGGGAUGAUCGACCAUAGGUCCCAAUGACAACCCGGCGGGGAGGAAGCGAGGAGUCUAAAAGUCCUCCCAGCCCAUCGAGCAGCGGUUCGGAGGACAAUGGCUUCGCGAACCGACCCCGGGUGGCCGGGCUCUACGUGAAGAACUUGAGCAGAGAGGAGUUGGAUGAAUUGGCCAAGGAGGGAAUUUACGGGCCCACGGGGAAUCCGAAUGACAGGCCCGGAGACGGCGGUAGUCAGAGGAGUCUCAAUAUUCCGGGGGGCAGCAGAGAUUCAGAUGGCCUGGAUCAUCUCAGACGAGCGACUUCCAGAACGCCCCAGCCAUCCAGGCGAUCUGGCCGCGCGGCCAGAUAUCGCGAGCCCAGCGGCGGAUUGUCGGAGAACUUAGUACGGAGGGAUUAUCACAGUUCGCUUCCAAUGGAAAAGGAUUGGCCGAGGCGACCGGAAGAUCGGGGACCCGGGCAGGCUUCGCCAGAAAGGUCAGGCCGAGGAUCCUCCGAGUUUCCCGCCGGCUGGAAAGAGCCGUUCGUACGAUCUAGCGCCGCUGCGUCACCCAGAGGAAGUUCCGUCGACGUGCCGAUUACCAGCGAGGUUUCCAGAGCGGCGGCUGGACCGGGACGCCCUGGAGCACCCUCGUCGACGGAGCUCGGCGAGGACAAAGGGCAACUGCCGCCACCAUACGCAGCUCUGAGUCCGCCAAGGUACACCGAGUACGAGGAACCGAAGAUUUGCCCCAAAACUGUGACGGAAGUUUAUCAAACUGACGACAAGGAACGACCGAGCCCACUGAUAAUGGAAGAAGACAAGGAGCAUCCGCAAGGGAGCGCCAAGCCGUCAGACUCGUCCGCCGACAUCGACAAGGCGGAUGGAGUCUCGAGUCCGGCGGGGACGGAUAAGCCAACCUCGCCGGAACCGAAGAACGGUAAAUCCCCACCGAUGAAGAAAAUCAGUUCGAAAACGCAGGACAGCAUGAGGCUGCGGCCGCCGUUGGCUAUAACCGCCAGCGUCUCUGCCGAUUCCGGCACCGGUGAUUCCGGCAGCGCGGAGAUUCAGGCGGACGUCGUGACGCUGCAGGCAGCGUCGGGCGACGUUCUCGACGCCAGGGAGUCGAAAAUCGAGGGCAGGUCAUCCGGCGCGAGGACCCCCGGCAGCAAGGACAGCAAGCAGUUGAUCAAACCAUUCACGAGGGAGAGCAGAUUGGAGAACAAGAGCGCCGUGCAAAUCGCGCGCGAAUAUGGUUUUCAACCGAAGAGAAAGACGUCGGUGGAGGAUGGUGCGAUACUGCCAAACAAAUUCGAACCAUUCCCGAGUAAUCUCUACGGCAGGCCGUUGGAAGAGAUCGACAAUUUCAUCUACAACGAGACGUUCUGCGUGGUGUCCAAGAGAUUCCGCAAGAACUACAUUCAUAGAUUUACGGCAACCAACAGUUGGUAUAUAUUCUCCCCAUGGAAUCCUAUACGGCGGACCUGUAUCUUCCUGAGUACAAAUCAGUACUUCGAUUACGUGGUCAUGGCUACUAUUCUUCUUAACUGCGUCUUCCUGGCCAUGACCGAAACCGUCGAGGAAGCCGAAUAUAUCUUCCUAGCCAUAUACACGGCGGAAAUGGUGAUAAAAUCAGUCGCGAAGGGAUUUAUACUAUGCAAGUACACUUAUCUACGGAAUCCAUGGAAUUGGUUGGACUUCGUGGUGAUUACCAGCGGAUACGCCACUAUCGGGAUGCAAGGCGGGAAUCUGGCCGGCCUCAGGACGUUCAGAGUGUUGAGAGCAUUUAAGACUGUAUCCAUUAUGCCAGGUUUAAAAACUAUCAUCAACGCGCUGUUACACAGCUUCAAGCAACUCGCUGAAGUAAUGACGCUGACGAUUUUCUGCCUGAUGGUUUUUGCACUGUUCGCCUUGCAAGUUUACAUGGGUGAACUUAGGAAUAAAUGUGUGAAGCAAGAUCCGAGUGCCAUGCAAAACGACUGGAUGGGGUGGACUUGGAACUCAUCCAAUUGGGCGUACAACGAGGACGAGGAGCCGAUCAUCUGCGGCAACGUAACUGGCGCCAGGCACUGCAACGAGAACUUCACUUGUCUCAGCGUUGGCCCUAAUCCAAACCACGGUUACACCAACUUCGAUAAUUUCCUGUGGUCGAUGCUCACAACCUUUCAGCUGAUUACCUUGGAUUACUGGGAGGAUGUCUACAACAAGGUGAUAUCGGCGUGCGGACCUAUUAGCGUUACGUUCUUCACGAUAGUCGUUUUCUUCGGAUCAUUUUAUCUGAUAAACUUGAUGCUGGCCGUCGUCGCGUUGAGUUAUGAGGAAGAAGCCGAGAUUACGAACGAGGAACGAAGGAAAGACCUUACGGAUCAUCGCAAUGACUCAACAUUCAGUUUCGAUCCAUCAAAGAUUAACAUUAAGACACUGACAAAGGACAAUCAAAAGAAGAUAGACGCCCGCAAAGGAGUUUUGCUCAGUAGCUAUACAAGGAAGAAGACGCGCAGAAGAAAGCGUGAUAGGAGCAGCAUCGGUCAGAAGAAAAACGAUGAUGCACACAGCAGCACAACAUCAAAUUCUAGGUCCAUAACGCCCAGUCCAAGUCCGAGCCCCGGACACUCCAAUGUACAGCCUUCCCACUUGCCGCUGCAGAACAUCAGUCCCAGACUGCCGAAGCCCAACACGAUACACCGGCUAGCGCUGAACCGGGGUGUGUUGCAUUCCAGACAAGCGAGCAACAACAGUAAUCAGCAAUCGUCUCUAGACGACUCCGGAAUGGGGGACGAUCACGACGGUGAUGACGGCACGUCCGUCGAGGAACACGACAAGCGCGAGCAUCGCGCCGAGAAGUCGCAGGAAAGAUCCCCGCGGGAGCACAGCAGGGUCCAACAACCCUCUCCGCAAGUGCGCCUGGAUUGCCCGCCGGUGCCGGUCACCGUGUCGGUGAAGACCGGGGGCAAUCGGGAGAUUCAAGUGCUCAGGUGCAACGGGGUUAAAACCAAGAAACAUAUGUACGCGCUGCCGCCAGAGUACCUGUCGCAGAUUGUAGUUUUAGAUGAUCUUCCAGAUAGAAAUUGCGAUAGAUGUAGUCGAUGUUGCGUUGAUUACGAGGGAUGGCUAAGAUUUCAAAAUUGCCUGUACAAGGUGGUGACGGAUCCUCUGUUCGAACUGACGAUCACCGUCUGCAUCAUCUUGAACACCUGUUUCUUGGCGGUAGAGCAUCACGGUAUGAGCGAGUCGGUACGGCAGACGCUCACCAUCGGCAACAAGGUGUUUACCAGCAUUUUCACGUUCGAAUGCAUCCUGAAGCUUCUGGCGCUGAGCAAGGACUUCUUCAACAACGGCUGGAACAACUUCGACCUGAUCAUCGUUUCCGCGUCACUUAUCGACCUAACGUUCGAACUGGUGGAUGGUUUAUCAGUGAUACGAAGUCUCAGACUACUGCGCGUUCUAAAGCUCGCGCAGUCCUGGACGACCAUGAAGGUCCUCCUCAGCAUCAUCAUUUCCACGAUAGGUGCGCUCGGUAAUCUGACUUUCGUGUUAGUAAUUGUGAUCUACAUAUUCGCUGUGAUCGGCAUGCAGCUGUUUAGUAAAGACUACACCCCGGACAAGUUCUCUCCAGAUCCGGUGCCGCGGUGGAACUUCAACGAUUUCUUCCAUUCGUUUAUGAUGAUAUUCCGCAUUUUGUGCGGUGAGUGGAUCGAGCCCCUCUGGGACUGCAUGCGCGCGGAGACGGAAAACGGGCCGGGCAUAUGUUUCGCGGUAUUCCUGCCGGCCUUAGUGAUGGGGAAUUUCAUGGUCCUCAACCUCUUCUUGGCUCUGUUGCUCAACAGCUUCAAUUCCGAGGAGCUGAAACAAAAGAAGAAGGAGGUCGGCGAGGAGUCCAAGCUUGCGCGUUCGUUCGAUCGCAUACGGUCGAUCGUACGCAAGCGAAAGCGGAAGGAGAACCCCGAGAAUGAGAAAAACAUUCGGCUGGAGCAGAUCGUGCGCGAAGUAAUGGACAAGUCCGAUAAGGAGAAGUAUGCGAUCCAGGAAACCGUGCUGAGCCUUCCCAAAGACAAUAUUUACAAUAGAUCGUAUCAGGAGAGUCUCAAUCAGCCAGUCUUCUCGUACGAUCCGAUCUACCGUCAAGUCACCUACAGCCAAAGCAAUCAAGAAACGGUCAAGGAGAACAAGAACCUAACCGAGAAAGGCAAUAGCAACGAGAUUAAUCCCGAGGAGAGCAUAGAGCUGGAGGUGCUCAAGAAUGUCAAUCCGGAUGAGAAAGUGGCCAUGCUGCCGGAAGAGAAACCAGCUGUUCGGAACGACGAAAAGAUAGGGAAACGUCCGUGGCACGACCUCGUGAGUUACGUGGACGAGCUCACGGUUGGCGGUAGACGGGACAGUAAGGGAAGGUACAUCGACGGGAUGGGCUCAUUUCCCGGGUUUGGCAAGAACAAGAAGCGCAAGGAGCCGCUUGAUUGCUUUCCCCAACACUGCUACGAGAAGUGUAGCUUAAUCAACCGUUGUCUCGCUACGGAUCUCGGCAAGAAGUGGUUGAACGUUCGUAGGGUCGUCCUGCCGGUCGUGGACACGCCCUCCUUCGAAUGGAUGAGCCUAGUUUUAAUUUUUUCAUCUUCCAUAACGCUGUGCUUCGAGGACAUCUACCUAGAUGACAAUCCUUCUUUGAAGAAAAUUCUCUAUUGGACCAAUGUUGGCUUCUGCGUACUUUUUAGCUUCGAAAUGCUCCUGAAAUGGAUAGCCCUAGGCUUCUAUAAAUACUUCACAAAUUUCUGGACAAUCCUGGAUUUUAUAAUCGUUUUCGUAUCCAUAUUUAGCCUUUUGAUAGAAGAAAAUGAGAACCUUAAAGUAUUACGAUCACUGAGGACACUACGCGCCUUGAGACCACUGAGAGCGAUCUCGAGAUGGCAAGGCAUGAGGAUUGUAGUAAACGCGUUGAUGUAUGCGAUACCUAGUAUAUUCAACGUGCUCCUCGUCUGUCUCGUGUUCUGGCUUAUUUUUUCGAUAAUGGGCGUCCAGUUCUUCGGCGGCAAAUUCUACAAGUGCGUCGACGAGUUCGGAACAUUGCUGGAUAUUUCGGUAGUGAACACGAAGGACGAAUGUUUCAGCAAAAAUUAUACCUGGGUGAAUAGCAAAAUUAAUUUUGACCACGUUGGAAACGCUUACCUAGCUUUAUUGCAAGUGGGGACCUUCGAGGGAUGGAUGGAAAUAAUGGAAGACGCAGUGGACGCGACGGGGGUGGAUCUGCAACCGCAGAGAGAAGCGAAUCUGUACGCCUACCUCUACUUCGUCAUAUUCAUUGUCUGCGGUUCAUUCUUCACGCUCAAUCUCUUCAUUGGAGUAAUCAUAGACAAUUUCAACAUGUUGAAGAAAAAGUAUGAAGGUGGGGUGUUAGAAAUGUUUUUGACUGAGAGUCAAAAACACUACUACACUGCCAUGAAAAAACUUGGCCGUAAAAAGCCGCAAAAAGUUAUAAAACGUCCGAUGAACCAAUUCCUCGCAAUGUUCUACGACCUGUCCAAUUCUCGCAGAUUUGAAAUAGCUAUCUUCGUUUUGAUAUUUCUCAACAUGGUGACGAUGGGUAUCGAGCACUACAAUCAGGCACAUUCCAUCUUCUUCGUCCUUGAAGUGUCAAACGCGUUCUUCACUACUGUUUUCGGUCUGGAAGCAAUCGUCAAGAUAAUCGGUCUGCGUUAUCAUUACUUCACGGUGCCAUGGAAUCUGUUCGACUUUGUACUUGUACUAGCGUCUGUCCUGGGUAUUCUGAUGGAAGACAUCAUGAUAGACUUCCCUGUGUCCCCGACGCUCUUGCGAGUCGUGAGGGUGUUCAGAAUCGGCAGAAUCUUGAGGCUUAUCAAGGCCGCGAAAGGUAUCCGCAAGCUGCUCUUCGCCCUUGUCGUCAGUCUACCUGCACUCUUCAACAUCGGGGCUCUGUUGGCCCUGAUUACGUUUAUCUACGCCAUUAUCGGAAUGUCCAUUUUCGGACAUGUCAGAAAACAAGGCGCAUUGGACGAUAUGGUAAAUUUUGAAACCUUCGGUAGAAGCAUGCAGCUGCUGUUCCGUUUGAUGACGUCGGCUGGAUGGAAUGACGUGUUGGAGUCGCUGAUGGUACAAUCACCAGAAUGCGAUCCCACCCCAAACAGUCGACAGAUGAACGGAGAUUGCGGAUAUCCAUUGUUAGCGAUCACGUACUUCACAUCAUUUAUUAUUAUUAACUAUAUGAUUGUCAUCAAUAUGUACAUCGCCAUCAUCUUGGAGAAUUUCAAUCAAGCUCAUCAAGAAGAGGAGAUUGGCAUCGUCGAGGAUGACUUAGAGAUGUUUUACAUCCGAUGGUCUAAGUACGAUCCGCAUGCAACUCAAUUUAUCAGCUUCUCGCAGUUGAGCGAUUUUAUAGCGAGCCUAGACCCUCCGUUGGGGAUAUCAAAGCCUAACGUAGUGGCGUUGGUCAGCUUUAAUCUUCCCAUCGCAAAGGGUAACAAGAUUCAUUGUCUGGACAUCCUGCACUCACUUGUCAAGCACGUUCUUGGACACGUUGAAGAGUCGGACGACUUCAGGAAGCUGCAAGAUCAGAUGGAUGUCAAGUUCAAAAAACAAUUUCCGACAAGGAAAGAAUUGGAGAUAGUGUCUUCCACGAGAAUCUGGAAGCGACAAGACAAAGCUGCCAGGUUGAUUCAACGUACAAUAAAGGAAUACGUUGCGAUGAAAAAGGAGCGCGAGAGGAUUGCUCAGGAGGUGGAUUCGCAGACGCAGACUUCGAGCCCGGGUGGCACGGAUGGUAAAGGCGGGGGUGGAUGGAGCGGUAAGCUGUCGGCUCUGCUGCACGUGCACCGAGGCAGCCGGGCCAGUAGCCGCAAGUCCUCCAGGGCCAGCGACGCCAGCGAUCUCAGCGAACUCGGCACCGCCUCGGCGUGGCUGUUUCCAAAUCUUCCUCUGCUGUUGCUCUCUGGCGCCACCGGAACCCAUGAGGACCUGCAACCCCCGACACUGACUGUGUCCUGUCAACCUUCCGCUGCCUCCAGCUCUGGCUCAGACUCCCACACUACUAUCAGAUCGCUGGGCCGGCAAGACGCAGUGGAGAAGUAUCCGGACGAGGACUUACUCAGCCCACCGACGAAGCGCAACUCUCUACGACCGAGCGGUACCACCCUCUCACUGAACGCGCUACAACGAGACAUCAAGGAGACGUUCAAUCGACGAUGUAGUAGCCUGAGACGACGGGCGCCGCCGCCGCCGCAGGAGCCAAGUCCGGAGAAGCGAUCAGCCGAGAGUAGCGACGUGAGUAUUCUGGUGACGGAGCCAAGUCCGGAGAACACGGCGCCACCCUCGAGGCCAUCGCUGAUCAGACAGCAGUCGGAGGCGACGGUGGUGCACGUGUUGGUGCACCGGGAGAGUGAGGAGUAUCGGGACACUCCGGACGACAGCUGAUCCUAAUCGACGGCUACCACCACGCCUGAUAGCGACAGCGACGCGACGACUCACAAGGGAACCUCGCAAAGUGAGAAACUCAGAUUUUACUGAAACUUGGCUUAUAAAUAACUUAUAAAUGUAGAAGAGGUAAAUUGUACAUGAAUUUAGAAAUUGUCAGUUGCGGCUGAAAAACGGGGUGAAACUACCACAGAGACAAAGAGACUUUUGGCUUUUAUCAAUAUAUCUAGCGAAACAUCGAAAAGUGUUUCAUACAAAAGUUUUACUAUGUCCUACGUCUGUAUUGACCUUAUCUUAAAAAAAAAAUUAGAAAGAAAUUAAGAAAUAUAUACAUGUAAUGAAUACUUAUGUAAUUAAAAAUUUAUAUAAUAAAUUUUUAACUUAACAACUAUUUAAUUAAAAGUUAAAUAGAGCCAUUUCACAUGUACAAUAAAAUCUCUUACUAAUUAUCAUUGUAUAUAGUUUAAUAAAAUAUAAUUAUAUGUUAAUAAGAAUCAGAAAUAAAUACAUAAAAUAAAAUACAUAUUUUGAUUAAAUUAAGCGUUAUCAUUGUAUAUAGUUUAAUAAAAUUUAAUUAUGUGUUGAUAAGAAUGUAAAUUAGAAAAUUAUCUAAUUCUCUAAAGAGUAAAUAUAUAAAAUAAUAAUUGUAAAAGUAUAAUUUUACAAAUAAUUCAGUAAAGGAAUAUUAUAUAGGGAAUAAAUUAUGUAUCGUAUAUAAAGUAACAAAAUGAUGUAUUUGUGUCAAUGCUAACAACAUUGAUCAUUUUGCUUAAUUGUGAUGUCCAUUUUACGCAACGUAAUUGACAUGAUUUGGGUAAAUAUAUUAUGGUGUAUUUAUAUUCCAUUACAUAAGGACAAAAUUUAUUUUUCCAUGUUCUAUUUCCCAUAUAAUAUGUAUUAUAUUAUUUUUAACUACAUUCCAUAUAAAAUUUAUAUUGUUAUUAAUACUUUUCCUAUGUAUAAUGUAUCCAUGUAUCUUAUAGGUAACAUUUUCAUCAACGUAUUGAUAAGAAGUAUUGCACAUUCGUAUGUAUUUGAACAUUCCUUCUGUAACACAAGAAUAUAUUUCUUAUAAAUAAGUUUAUUC